Molecule: messenger RNA, 571 nt
Organism: Arabidopsis arenosa
Lineage: Eukaryota; Viridiplantae; Streptophyta; Magnoliopsida; Brassicales; Brassicaceae
Source: the annotation of a GenBank genome assembly
ACAUCAACAAAACUCCCUCUCUCUCUCUCUUUCUCUAACUCUUUGCUCUCUAAUGAAGACGAUGCGAGGUUUACGAGACUGCUCAAACGACGCCGUAACACUAGACCUGACGGUUCUUCCUCCUCCUCCAGCACCACCAACAGUCUCCUCCUCCACCGCCUCGACGAGCCUUUCGUUCGAUGAAGAGGAGACAUCAGAGUCAAAGAUUGGACGGUUGCUAUCAGAGCAUCCAGUCAUCAUAUUCACUCGAUCUUCCUCAUGUUGCAUGUGCCACGUCAUGAAGAAGCUUCUAUCGACCGUCGGAGUUCACCCAACAGUGAUCGAGAUCGACGACGGUGAAAUUGCUUACCUCGCCGUUGAAGCCGCUCCGGUGCUUUUCAUCGGUGGUGCUUGUGUCGGUGGCUUCGAGUCACUUGUAGCACUUCACCUAAGUGGUCAGCUUAUUCCUAGACUCGUUGAGGUUGGAGCCUUAUGGGCAUAAUUGUAAUUUUCUGUAUUUUUUUUCUUCUUUCCAAGUUAGCCUAAAUAUAACCUAAUUAAGAAAAUCUGAUAAUAAUAUCCAUUGUGAAAA